Pneumocystis carinii B80 is the source of this 1290-nucleotide messenger RNA. RefSeq lists its product as hypothetical. Lineage: Eukaryota; Fungi; Ascomycota; Pneumocystomycetes; Pneumocystales; Pneumocystaceae. The transcript has a single exon. Bases 45 to 1253 code for a protein of 402 amino acids. The record is from RefSeq and is a predicted model, not a curated record.
AACAGGAUAAUUCUUAUAAAAACAGAAUAUUUAUAGGAGUUUAUAUGCGACCAAGAUCAGGAGACGCAAAUUCAGAUAAUCAGGCGGCAGCACUUUACGCCGCCCGUCUAGCGAUGCUAAAACAAUUGCACGUUCAUUUACCUAUAGAAGAGACAAAGAUAUGGAGUGAUGAUGGACAAGCAGAUGUAGUUUCAUUAAGGUCUAUGGAACGUGGAUCAGUGGCAGGAGAAGUUACGGGAUAUGGAUUAAUGCCAGAUAAUCAUUAUCGUAUUCCGAAGCAAAGAUUAUCAAUGCCAUUAUUUAUUCAUGGUGAUCAAGAAUGUUCUCGAUCACAGGGACUUCGUCGGAAUAAAUUCAGUACAUUUUCAUUGCGUUCACCGAAUAAAAAGAAGUCAGCGGCGGGGAGAUUUGUUUUGCAUCUUAAACGUACAUUUUUAGCUAAAAACUUGCUUUUUCAACGACCAGCAUCAUCUAGCUUUCAAUAUAAAGAAAACCUUUGUAAUUUGUCCACUUUAAAAGGGACGACUAAAAAUGAACAAACAUCACCAUUUACAGUAUGUACAGCGAAUACGUUAACAAAUGUUAAUCAACCUCUUUCAAAAAUGGAUGAGAAUACAGAAUUUUCUCAGCUUAAGAAAAAAAUAGCUUCUUUAGAAAUUUUAGAAACGCAAAAUGGAAAAGAAAACCAGCCAUUAUCAGAUGAUAGAAAAAGCUUAACAAUUUUACCAAAAGAAAAUAACGACAAUGUUUUUAUUACUUCACUUGAAAAUGAGAUUGCUUCACCACCAUUUCACAUGUCAUGUGAUACUUCAAUAGGUUCUAUAGAUCAUCGUGAUAAUGCAGGACCUGUAAGACUUUUUACAGAUGACUUAUCUCCUACACCAAAAUUAAAUUCUAAUUUAUAUCAAUCUCAUUGUACACCUCCAUAUCAAGAUCUAGAAGCAACAAAUUCUUCAAAUUUAUUAUAUUAUUAUCAUCAAAAUCCUUCAUCUUUGACAACUCAUACACCUCAUUCACCUCAUUCACCUCAUUCACCUCAUUCACCACCUCCUAUUUCAUACAGUUCACCAUCUUCUAAACUUGAAGAAAUGUUAUAUUCAAAAGCUUAUCAUAAUGUGAGAUCACCAUCAGGAUUAGAAAGGGCCGUUAAUUUUAAUUAUGGGGGUAUAGAUGAAUGGAGAAGAGAAAUUCGUAAUUCUAUGCAUUUAGAAAGAAGAAAAAAAGAUGAGAAGAAUCUAUCUUUGUUUUUUUAAAAAUACAUAUUCUCUUUUGGGAUUUUUUUAAUUUUAG